Fusarium venenatum is the source of this 4332-nucleotide messenger RNA. The record is from RefSeq and is a predicted model, not a curated record. Lineage: Eukaryota; Fungi; Ascomycota; Sordariomycetes; Hypocreales; Nectriaceae.
AUGCCCGACUUUGGCAACGGCGCGCUCGACACCCCGCGAACAAACGUCGGCGACGCAACUUACCUUGGACAGCCCGACUUUGGCGACAUCACACAAGAAGCAUCGUUCCAAUCACCUCCAAAAGAUGGGAACUUACUACAACAACUUCGCAAUGGCCGCUCCAAUGGCAUUAAUCUUCGCACCCCACGCCAAAGAGGACCCUUGGCCGACCGACGAAAUCUUCCCCCCAGCGUAGGAGGUGCCGAAUUUACACCUUUACUCAAGUCAGCGACCAGAAAUAGCGUGCGACGCUUCGGAAAAGAGAACGGCACAGCAGUGCCAAAUACGCCCGCACUGGACAAGAUCGACGAGGGUGACUUGACACCGGUCCCUCGUGGCGACACAUCCAUAUAUAUGGGAUCGCGCAACCAGUCUUAUCUGGAGAACACCAUACCUGAGGUUGAUACAAGUAGCGCUACAUCGACCCCGUUGACGGUUCCCCGGAGGAGAGGCGGCGAUAAGGGACCCCUACAAGAUGGUAAUCAGCUGUCACUACGAGAACAGGAAAACGUGAUCGAUAGGAUAGAGAAGGAGAACUUCGGACUGAAGCUCAAGAUUCAUUUCCUUGAAGAAGCGCUCCGAAAAGCAGGGCCUGGCUUUAGCGAAGCCACCUUGAAGGAGAAUACCGAACUCAAGGUCGACAAGGUCACAAUGCAAAGAGAGCUCCACAAAUACAAGAAACACUUAACAACCGCUGAGAAGGACCUAGAGAGCUAUCGGCAGCAGAUGCUCGAGGUGCAGGAAAAGGCUAAGCGAAAGUAUGCCAACCAGAGCAACCAAGCCGAGAUGGACAAACUGCAGCGCCUAUUGGAAGACCGCGAAACAGACAUCGAGGAUCUUCAGCGACAAUUACAGCAACAAAAAGGAAGCAAUGAUCAGGUCGAAAAACUUCAAGACGAUAUUGGAGACCUCGAGGCGGACAUUCAGGAGAAAGACCAACAACUCACCGAACGCGAAGACGCACUAGAAGAUUUGAAGGAUCAGAUGGAGGCUCUGAGAAAUAAGGCCACAGAAGCAGAAGAAAGGGCCAAGGAUGCUCAGCGCAAGAUGGUCGCGCUGGAGGAGAAGGCUCAACACAACGAUGAGCUCGACGACGCCAAAGACACAAUCCAAGAUCUCGAGCACAAUAUUCGCCGCCUCGAGGAACAGGUCGAGGAUGCAAAAGCCAAGAUGGAAGAAGCUAUGGCUGAAAAAGAUCGGGCCGAGAAUGACCUUGAAGAGCUUCAGGAAGACAUGGCCAACAAGUCUGUGGCCACAAAGGGACUCUCUCGUCAGAUUGAAGAGAAGGUUGCGCGCUUGCAAGAAGAACUCGAUCAAUCUGGCCAGGAAUAUGCUACUUUGGAGAAGGAACACCGCAAGUUGGCCCAGGAAAACAGUUCCCUGCAAUCCGCUGCCAAUGAGCUCAGGAAGAGUCAAGAGAGAUUUGAUCGCGAGCGGGAUUCUUUGUCAACCAGAAUCGAGGAGCUUGAGGCCGAACUCAACGACCGUGCCGACGAGAGGAACAUACUUCAAUCCCGACAAGAUAGCCUACUAUCCGAAUCCAAAUCUUUACAAAGAGAAAUCGAGAGGCUAGAGGGAGAAUGCCAAGAGCUUGAGGAGGGCCUUGCAGAAGAAAGAGAACAUGCCCUCGAGAUUGAAAAAGACAUCCGUGGCCAGUAUAAAGCCGAGAUGGAUCGUUUGAAUGACGAAAUCUCUGAUCUCCAGGCUGAAAUUCGGGAGAAGGACAACCUUUAUGAUAACGACAGCGAAAAAUGGGAAACGGAGAAGCAGAAUCUUGAGUCAGAGCGCAAGCGCGCCGAAGAGAAAGCAGCGGGUCUACAAAGAACCAUCGAUCGCCUCAAAGAGGUGGAAGGCACUAUCUCAGACAAGGAGUCGAAGCUGCAAAUAGCCAUUCAGAGCGAGGCUGAGCGACACAGGAGCGAGGAAGGUCUUCUCUCCCGGCAAAUCGAAGAUCUUCAAGACGCCCUAGAAACCCGGCAGACACUCCUUACGAAUUUACGCAGUGAACUUUCCGCAGUUCGUGACGAGUUACGACAGACACAGAUUGAGCACCAGGCCCAAACCCGAAAGGUCGCCGCCUUGGAAGAUGAGGUGGACGUUCUGCAAACAACCCUCGACGAAGAACAAAACGCCGGACGUUAUGAAGCCGAGGCUGCCAAGCGAGAAUGUGAGGAUUUGAGAGAACAGCUCAAAUCCUUGAGGCAACGCACCAGUUCAUUCCAAUCAGCAUCGACGCAAGUGGUGAGUAAGGAGAUUGAUGACCUGAGAGAACAACUAAGAGAUGCGCGCAAGAGAGCAGAUAUGCUCGAGCGUGCUAGUCUCGAAACAGACGAUUUGAAGGACCAACUGAGGACUAUGCGUCAACGAGCGGGCUCAUCUGAAACUGUCAGCCGAGAGAUCGAUGACCUGAAGGAAGAACUAAAGAUAUCGCGACAACGAGCCGAGUCAGCUCAAACCGCCAUCUCUACUUUAGAACAAGAAGCUAAGCAGUCGACGGAGUCCAUGACACGGAUGAAGUGGCAGCUUUCAGACGCGAACUCUCAACUUGACAAAGUGUCGAAGGAGAAACAAUCUCUCCAAGACCAGGUAGCCAAAAUUAACGCCGAGUUGCAUACUGUAAACACUUCCCUGGCCGAAGUCAAAGCAGAGCGCGACGAACUUGAUGGCGAAAUACGUCGGACGAAGCUCUACGACAAUGAGACCCUUCGUGUUGACCAGGAAAGACUCGACCUCCGUACGGCCAAGCUCAAGCUUGACAAUGAAGUGCGGCGUCUAAAGGAUGAGAACAAGGCUCUGAUUGAGCAGCGAGAUAUGAUUGAGAAGAAUCUAGAGGACGAAAUCGAGAAAGCCGCUGAGGAGGAGGAGCGUCUAGGUCAGGAAAUUCUUCAAUUACAGACCAAACUACGAACAUCAUCGUCGACAGACAAUCAUGAUCUUGCUGCUGCUCGUCGCACCAUUCGUGACCUUGAGCGUCGUGUCGAGGAUUACGAAGCUCAACUCAACAAUACCCGUCAGCUACCAAACAACUUCGAGGGUAACAGCGAGCUGUCUUUGAUCCGUAAGGAUCUCUCUGCAGCUCGUCAAAAGGAGCUGGAAUUCCUUCAAAAAGAUACUACAAACCGCGACGUGGUCAAGGGUCUGAAGCGACAGAUUGCCGAUCUGGAGCGCCAAGUGCACGAGACCAAAGUUUCUCGUUUGAUCGCGUCUCCCAAGUCUUCCACCACUGAUUCAGGUCGCAAGACUGAGGUCACUGAGCUCAGGGGCCAGCUUUCCGCAGCGCAAAAGUCGAUCCACGAUCUCAAAUCCAAAAACAGAGAAGCCGAGCGCAAAGCUAUGCAAGUGUCGCAAGACUUCCAACGCCAGCUAGAUGACCUCGAGGAUCAAAAGAUAGUACUUGAAGAGGUUCUUGAGGAAGCCAGACAACAAGCCGAGGAGACGGCAACCCAACACGAACGCGCACUUCGUCGAAUGAAGCACCAGCUUGACAAGGCAGAACGCGAACGUAACACCCUGGCAACGCUACAACCCAACAUCAGCAAGCAUGACCGGCAGCUGAGAAAGAACCAGGCCGAGAUGGAGAACCUUGAGCACGAUGUUCUACAGCAACAAGAAAUUAUUGACAACCUUGCCGCCUCUGAAGCUUCUCUCCGACGCAAGCUAGAGCGAGCUCGCAAUGAGCGGGCAGCGUUCCGCAUGAGCGCCGAGAAGUUGCAAAAGGAUCUUGAGCAUGUCAAGGCUGCAGCAGUCGCCGCUAGAGCCGGGACUCCAGAUCGACGAAGCGCAGUAGAUCGCAAGGCUCUUGAUUUAACUAUUGAAGGAGCUGAUCAGGCUCUUGAGACUGUCAUUCGCGCAGCUGAAAGCGCCGACGAGCGUCACAGGAAGGAGUUGCGGGGCAUGUUGAUGCAGAUGGAGUGGAUGCAGGCUCGAUUCAAGCGCGAAGCCUCUCUUCGAGCUGAUGCCGCAUAUGCAAAGAAGUUCCUACAGCUGCAGCUUGACGUCGCCAAUGCAUGCAACAAGGCUCAACUCCGUGAGCUCGAGGAUAUUCGCACAAACCUCCUUGGUAACAAGAAAGCCCUCGCUCUGCCUGGUCAUGCGACACUCAGCAACUCAUCCACGACGAAGCCCACGCUUAAGACCUUCCUCGUCAUGGCACGUUUCAUUGCUCGUGUUCGCUUGUCGGCUAACAACUGGGCCAAACAAGAGGUUGUUCGUCGCAAGCUCGUGAGCGCAACUGAAGAACAGCGCAAGGUGAAGCGAUCGAGGCAACUUAAAGUGGUCAAGGCCGAAGCAUAA